Messenger RNA from Micropterus salmoides (largemouth bass), 11843 nucleotides. It is a transcript of the gene apobb.1, whose product is annotated as apolipoprotein Bb, tandem duplicate 1. Gene Ontology annotation, biological process: lipoprotein transport; triglyceride mobilization; cholesterol homeostasis. Lineage: Eukaryota; Metazoa; Chordata; Actinopteri; Centrarchiformes; Centrarchidae. Gene Ontology annotation, molecular function: cholesterol transfer activity; low-density lipoprotein particle receptor binding. The record is from RefSeq and is a predicted model, not a curated record. The coding region runs from base 255 to 11642 and encodes 3795 amino acids. The transcript is spliced from 30 exons. Gene Ontology annotation, cellular component: mature chylomicron; low-density lipoprotein particle; very-low-density lipoprotein particle.
CAGUUUAAACAGCAAAUCAAACUCGGCAUGAACCUUUGAAUCUUUGUAGAUCAAAGUCCAUCAUCUAACCCAUUUUGUUGUUUUGCAAAUGUUUUUACUGUUUUCAUUCUGGCUCGUGGCAGUGGAAGCAGAACAGCGUCCAACUCUAUCACAAGAGCCCAGCUGAGGGUAUAAAAGUCCCGAGCUGAAGCUGAGACAUCAGUCUCGCCUGAGUACUCGCCGACUCCAAGGGAAAGAGCUUCAACGAACCCAUCAUGGGGGACUCAAAGCUCUGUCUUUUGCUGCUCCUCAGUACAUCUGCCUUGGCUUUUGCCCAAGAUGAAGAUCAGCCCACCUGCCUGCUGGCCAAAAGGUACAAAACUUUACACAAGUAUGAAUACCAAUAUGAAGCUGAAUCUUUGAAUGCCAUCAAUGGAGCCUCACAGCUCAAGAACGGACCCAAGGCCUCUUGCAAGGUUGAAAUUGAAGUACCACAGACUUGUAGUUUCAUCGUCCGAACCACAGGCUGUAGCCUGAGUGAGGUGGUCGACAUGGACGCAGAUGGCAACCCUGUGUUCGGUCCUGCACCCAGCUAUGAUGCCUUUGCUACUGAAAUGGAGAAAUAUCCUCUGAAGGUUGUGGUUGAGGGUGUGUACGAUGUGAAACUGUACCCUGAGGAUGGUGAGACAACAACCAUUCUGAACAUCAAGAGGGGUAUCAUCUCUGCCCUGGCCGUGCCUCUGCUGGAAGAAGACAAGAAUAGGAACAUGCCCACUAUCCACGGCAAGUGCAAGACCUAUUACACCGUCAAUGCUAGAGAGGAUAUUGCAACUGACAUCAGCCUCAACAGGGAUCUGUCCAGAUGUGACAAAUUUGUCCCAAUCAGAGAUCACAACAGCCCACUGGCACUUAUAUCUGGCAUGCACUACCCUCUUGCCCAGCUGGUCAGAAGCUCACAGAGCUGCAACUACAAGUUCGACAAUGAGAAGAAACACAUGACCUCUGGGUCCUGCACUGAGAAACACAUCCUCAUUCCCUUCUCUCACAAUGGAGAAUAUGGAGUUACAAAUGUUGGAAAUCAAGAAGUGACUCUGGUUCAGGUUUCUCCUCACAAUGAAAGAGUCUUUGAACGCAGUGACAUUGUCAAGGGUCUUCACAUGGAGGCUGUCGAGGACAAGAAUGCUGUCCAGGACAAAGAUGCAGGUCUGAACCUCCUGAAUGAACUGGCCACUCUGCCUGAGACUGAGGGUGAGAGGAGGGCCCACCUCUUCCACAAGCUCGUCACCAUGGUCCGUGGAAUGAAGGCUGAGACCCUGAUUCCCGCCAUUCCUGAGGCUCUUGCAAUGUCCCGUGUCCUGACCUACCAGGUUCUGGUCCAGUGCGGAACUCCUGAGUGCAGCAGCGCCAUCAUGCAGAUCCUCAGGACCUUUGACAGCUCCUCCCUCGAAGUUGAUGCCAGUGUUUUUGCUAUGGGACUCAUAUCCAAUCCUUCUGCCCUCCUGAUCAAUGACAUGCUUGAGAUGGCCAAAUACAAACACAGCAAGCCCAUCAUGUAUGCCCUGAGCAAUGUUGUCAAAAGGUAUUACAAAGCUGAAGGAAAACUGAUCCCAGAGAUUCACUCUGUUGCUGAGUUCAUGGCUGCCCAGUUGGGUGACUGUUCUGAUGACAGUGACAAAACCUUCAUGACGCUGAGAGUUAUUGGAAACAUGGCUUCAGCUGUGGGACCUGCUAGUCCUGCACUCAGAGCCGCUGUGAUCCAGUGUGUGAACCAACCUGCAGCUUCCCAGGCUGUGCAGGAGGCUGCCAUUCAAGUGUACAGGUUGACUCCCGUCCCAGACGAGGCCAGAGAGGUUCUCAUGCAGGUACUUUUGGACAAUGCCAGUCCCAUGCAAAAGCGUAUUGCUGCAUAUCUGGUACUUAUGAAGGACCCCCAGCCCACUGAACUGGCACAGCUGGCUAAUGCCUUGCCCAAUGAGCAGGACCAACAAGUCAAGAGUUUUGUGAUCUCCCACAUUACCAACAUUUUGUCUUCAACUGACUCAGAGACCCAACAACUAAGACAGAAGAUCCGUGAUGCCCUGCAGGGUAAUGAGAUCGGGCCCAUCAUGGACCCAACCAAGUUUUCUCGCAACUACAAGAUCGGAUCUGUGGAGGGCAACAUGAUCUUUGAGGGUACCAGCUACCUGCCAAAGGAGGUCAUGCUUGAAAUGACUCUGAAGGCAUUUGGCUAUGACAUUGACAUGAUGGAGAUUGGUAUGGAGGGAAAAGGAUUUGAGCCAACUGUUGAUGCCCUGUUUGGAGAGAAUGGCUUCUUCCCCGACACUGCCCUGAAGACAAUGUACUUUGUGUCUGACAACAUGCCACUCAGAGUCACUGAGAUCCUGCAGAACAUGCUGCCUGCUCUGAAGAAGGACAGAAUGAAGAGACAGGCCUCCCAGAACCUGAUGAGGGACAUCGGACGCAACUUCAACAAACUUGUGAGGGAAAUUAAGACAGAGUCUCCCGAGGCAAUGGUUUACCUGAGACUUUUGGGAAAUGAGUUGGGAUAUCUGAAGACCAAUGAAAUCACAGAGAUGGCCUACUCUGCUGUCAUGAUGAUUGACAGCAUGUUCAAGAUGUUCCCAACUGAUCUAAUGAAGGCACUGAUGACCAAGGAUGACAACACAAUCUUUGCCCACUACAUCUUCAUGGACAAUGAAUUCUUCCUGCCUACUGUCACUGGUGUGCCUCUGAGGAUUGCACUGUCUGGUACUUUCACCCCUGGCAUCAAGGGUGGACUUAAGAUUGCUCCUGACAUGAGUGACGUCACCUUCAUGCCCUCUGCUGGAAUUGAGUUUGUAACUCAGGUUGGCUCCCACAUCCCUGAAUAUGUCAACUCUGGAUUAGAGAUGCACACCAGCAUUUUUCACGAGAGUGGGCUCAGUGCCAAGAUCUCCGUGGGUCGUGACAAUCUAAAGCUGACCAUCCCUGCUCCACCAAGUCCAACAAAGCUCAUCAAAAUGACAAACACCCUGGUGGCAGUGACUGGAUUAGAGGUGAAGACCAUUCCCCCUAUGGUGAUGGACAAGGUUGACUUUAGUGAGUGCACUCCCUUCUUUGCUGGAAUGAAAUACUGUACUGAUCUGCAGUACAUUGAUGCUUUCUCUCAAGAGACGACCCCCUACUUCCCCUUCACUGGAGACAGCAAAUUUGCUGUGGAGCUUCAUCCCACUGGUGAAGUCACUGAGUACACAGCCACUGUUGCCUACGAGCUCCUCAGGGAGGGAGAAGAAGGCCGGCAGAAGGUUGACUCUGUGAAGGUCAUUCUAAGGGCUGAAGGUGCAGAUCCCACUGAAGCCAGAGCAAUCAUGAAAUAUAACAGAAAGAAGAAUGUCAUCACAGCUGACAUCCAGAUCCCUGACUACGAUGUGGAGGCUGGAGUCAGGCUGGGUGUUGUUGAUGGAAACACUAAGGGCAAAGGAACUCACUCCAUCUCUCUUGACUUGCUAAACAAGAACAUCCCUCAGCUCUCCUUGGUUGGCCGUGCUAAUCUGAAGGCCAUGAAGGAAGGUAUGCUGCAAGUCCAACUUCUUGUACCCUCGAUCAAUGCUGACGCCUCUGUCACAGCUAACUUGAAACGUGAUGAAGAGUUGGAAUUGGAGCUUAAGAGUGAAAUCAAGUUUGCGGACAUCACCUCUGAGCAGGAAAUUGCAAUUAAAUAUGAUGUCAGCAAGGUUGAGGUUGAGGUCAAGUCUGAUGUGAACACUAAGACCACCAGCGUGCCAAUGACUGAUAUAGUUGAGAAGUAUGGCAACCAACUUCUUGACACGCAGGUGGGGCAGACCGACAUGAAGGUCCGUCACAUCUUCAAGAAGUUUGUGGAGGCAGGAAAGAAUUACAUGGAAAAGUAUGGUGUUGAUAUCCCUUUUAUUCAGAACUUCCGAGUACCUGAAAUGCCUGACAUUUCUGUGCCAGAGACACUGUUCCUGAAUACUGAGGCAAAGGCUGUCUACCACUUCAAUGACGAGCAACUCACCAUUGCUAUCCCACUCCCUUUUGGAGGAAAGUCAACAGAAGAGCUUAACUUCCCACCAUCUCUGACCACACCUCACAUGUCUGUUCCCCAGUUUGGACUGGAGAUCGUCUCCAUGAAGAUUCCCAUCCCAGAGCUCGCUGUCCCUGAAAGUCUUAUUUUGUCUAUUCCUCUUUUUGGCAAAGCUGAGGUUUCAACUCUGAUGAGAAGCAACCUAUAUGACAUGGAAGCCUCAGUGGCUGUUGGCAAAGAUGUUGUAGAGACACCAAGCUACUCAGCUAAGUUUGAUGUGAAAGGAACCUCCCCAGUUGACAUCCUCUCCAUAAACAUUGAAGGCUCAGGAAUGUUGGCCACCACUGAUUCCAUCAAGGCCCAAUUGAAAAGCUCUUUGGCCCAUAAAUUCAUUGAAGCCAGUAUUAGUAUUGUUGAGGAUGCAACCAUCACAGACAAAAUCAAUUUGAAGUCAAGCAGCAAGAUUGAAGCCACAAGCCCGUUUGGUCUCAGUAUUGAACUAGAGCACACUGGUAUGGCUGGAAUCAACACUGAAGAAAUCUCUGCUGAUAGCAACUUUGAGGGAAUGUUCAAGGCUGGACCCAUGUAUGCCAAGACCAUUUCUAUCCAGUCAUUCAGCAUCUUCCCAUUCUGGCCAGAAGCAAAGAUUGAUUCCACUGUUCAGAUUGACUCCACCAUUGUUAAGGCCCAAAACACAAUUAAAGCAACCCUUUCCAAUGGUGAAUUCUCACUUGGGUCUGCCACCAACGUCUUUGAAGACACCUUGACCCAUGUUGCUGAGCUUUCCUUCAAGGACAACAGGCUGUCACUGAAAUGUGAUGCAAAUGCCCUUACUCUUGGUAUGAAGAUCCGCAACCAGGCUGAAGCCUCUGUUGGUGCUGGGGAAGUCGCUAUGAGAAUGGAGACAAAUGCAGACCACUCUGACAACCGUGUUUACUCACUGCUGACUGCCUCUCUUGAUGUCAAUGGUCUAGAUUUAAACAGUGAUGCCACCGUGAAGCUUCUUGAGAAUGAGGCUACUCACAAGGCUACUCUGAGAAUGAACAAGGACGGGUUGACCACAAGUGGAACAACCACUCUCCAGAGCCCCCUGUCCUUGGAAAACACCUUCAAUGCUGGGCUUGAUGCUUCAAGGGCUACUCUAUCCAUUACUAACAAAGCUGCAAUUCAUGACAUCAAGGUAGAUAAUGCCAACACUCUUGUAAUUACUCUCUCUAGUCUUGACUUCAACUCAAAGGCUGAAGCUACAAGUGAGUAUGCCUCUUACACCCAUGAUGUCACCAUUGACGUAAAACCCUACACUGCGUCUGCAAAUGUUAAUAACAACCUGAAACUUCUGGCGGCCAACUUCAUUAAUGAGGCUCACCUGCAGGCAGAGCUGUACAAGAUGGACCUGACUGGAAGCCUGAAAGCCAUCUAUGGUGAGGAAGAGAUCAAGCAUACCUAUCUGGUAAAUUAUGAUGAUAUGACUACUAAUGUAAAGUGCAGCACCACUGGAAAACUCUUUGGAACUCACAUGAGCCACAACACCGAGCUUGAAGUUAUCGGUCUUGCUGCCAGGAUCACCAACAAUGCCCGCUUCAACUCACAGCUAAUGCGCUUUGACCACACCAUCCAUUGCAGUUUUGUGCCUUUUGAUUUCAACCUUGAUGCCAUUUUCAAUGCUGAUGGAGACAUGUCCAUGUAUGGAAAGCACAGUGCCCAGAUCUAUGGCAAGUUCCUCCUCAAUGCACAACCCUUGGCUUUUGCUAGCUCACAUGAAUGCAGAGCAUCAGUUACCCAGCGGCUAGAUAAUGGUUUUUCCCUUGAGACCACAUUUGACAACAAGAUGGAUAAUGUUCUGUCACUCCAAGAGCAGAAGUCCAGUUUUAGACUGAGGUCUAAAGUAAACGAGCAUGCUUUUAAUCAGGGCAUGAGUGUUUACAAUGAACCGGAGAGAACAGGAAUUGAGGUUUCUGGCACCAUCCUCACAAACAUACUCAACACCGCCUCUGCAGAGAACCAGGAAUUCGCCAUCUCUGGCUUCCUCAAGUAUGACAAGAACACAGAUAGUCACAUAAUUCAGUUCCCUCUUAUUGAAAAUCUGCCUGCCUUUUUGGAGAACAUCAAGGGCAUUGUUGUAUAUAUUGCAGAGGGAUUGCAAAACUACAUCAACAAUGAGGAGAUAAGGGCUAAACUUGAGGCUCUUCCCCAGCAUGUGAGUGACUUUGUUUCUCAGAUGAAUAUAGAAGGCAACCUAAUUAAGCUGAAGCAGUAUUUCAAUAAUUUCGCCCAAGAAUAUGUCAUCUCCAUGGAGGAUGUAGAAGCCUCUUUGAGAAACCUGAAGGUUUCUGUUGAGAAACUGCUGGCUGAUCUCACUGUUUACAUCCAAAACUUUGCUGGUAUGGCGAAGGACAUUUUUGCUAGUGGCACCCUCCCAGACACCCUCAUUCAGAAGACCCAGCAACUGCUUAAUGCCAUUAAUGAGGAGUAUGACAUAAAGGCUAUCGUUAUCUAUGUAAUUGAUACCAUGAGGGAGAUGAUCCAACAGAUUGACCUGGAAAAGCUGAAGGGCAGCAGCAUCUCAUUCCUUCAUGAUAUUGAUGCAAAGUAUGAAAUCGUGGCUAAACUACAGACAAUCAUGACUGAGUUGAAAGAAACGAUUGAGUCCGUUGACAUGCAGGCAUUUGCUGCUGAGCUGAAGAGGUACAUUUUAUCCAUCAACUUUAAAGCUCAUAUUGAGGAAUUACUGAGUCAGAUUCCCACAGAAAUGUUCAGUGAUAUAACAAAUUAUAUUAGGGAAUUUAUUCAGGACUUUGACAUCCUCGGUAAGAUCCACACAUUCUAUGCCAAGAUCAGAGAAUUGAUUGUAAAGUUUGAGGCUGACAGAAAGGUUCAAGCUGCCUUGGAAAAGGUUGUGGAGCUCAUCAAGAAGUUCAGAAUUGAGGAAACCAUCAGUGUCUUUGCCGAGAUGGUAAAGGACAUCCCGACCACAUUCAUGCAGGUAUUCGAUAGUGCUAUCAUCUACUUGAAAACAACUGAUGUUAAGGAUAUAAUUCAAGGGCUGAAAAUGUGCAUUGAAAUUGUUGUGCAGACACUGAAUUCAUUGGACUACAAUUCCUUUGUUGAGAAUGCCAAUCAAAUUAUUGCUUGGUACACAGUUUAUGUGAAUGAGCUAAUCAGGGAUCUUGAAAUACCCCAGAAACUUGAGGCAACAAUAGAUUUUAUCAACCAUGUCUUAUCUCUUGGUAGAGUCUUUAUGGAACACCUGAGAGAAAUCAAAGUUGCACAAUCUGUAACGGUUGUGUUUGAUAACCUUAAAGAAUUUGCUGAAUUUAUAAAACAAAAAAUUACAAACUUUGAUGCCAAAGCUGAUAUUACCUCUUAUCUGGCCUUUGUGAGUAAAUACUACACAAGAGUCAUAACUAUCAUCACAGAUACGUUCACUAAUGUGUUUGAAAUGAUUAAGAAAGUGGCACCUGAGCAAAAAAUCAUCAGCGAGAUUCAACAAAUCAUUUUUGGACUCACUGCUGAACUCAGGAAAGCUGAGUUAAACACGCCUUCCUUCAUCAUUCCUUUCACUGAUCUUGUUGUGCCUUCAAUGAAGUUCUGUAUGGAUAAGCUUGAACAGUUUGAGAUCCCAACACAGCUGGACAUUCCUGAGUUCACAAUCCUGAGCUUCCACACUGUAAAAGCCACCACAAUUUCCUUUGAUGACAUCAAGCAGAGAAUCAUUGAAGUUAUUAAUUUCUUUAUAAACUUUGGAAACAAAAUGCGUGAUGUAGAUGCCAUCUUUGAAGACCUGACUUUGAACUACCUUCCUUCAAUGCCUGAGAUAACCCUCCCAGAAAUCACUCUUCCUGAGGUUUCAUUCCCUACAAUCCCACAAGUCCCUGCAGAAAAGCUUGUUAAGUCUCUUCAGGUUCCUAAGAUCAAGCUGCCAACCAUUCCAAGUGAGAUCAUGGUCCCAUGCUUUGGUAAACUCUAUGGUGAGAUCAAAUUCCAUAGUCCCAUCUACACCGUCAAGACGUCUGCUGAGUUCCAGAACUCCACUCAGGAUGAAAUUAAUCCUAUAUUCACUGGAGUCCUUAAUUCCGAGGCCACAUCUUCAAGUUUUGAAAUUCUCAAUUACAAACUUGACUCCACUGCUCGUAUUGCAAUCCCAAAAAUGAGCCGUGUUGUAUUUGCAGAGACUCUUAAAUUUAACCAUCUUGCUCUUGGAGUUGAACAUCAGGCAUCUGUAACUCUCUAUGGCCCAUCAGCCAUGGCCCAAGUCAAAACUACAAUUAAGGUUACCACUACACCGUACAGAGCUGACUUCAUGGAGAUAGCCUUUAUUGGUAUAGAAGAAGGAAUGUCUGCCUCUCUCGAUACAGCUUAUACUCAUGUUCUGGACCUCCCAAGUGUUGAUGUCAAAAGUGAGGUUACUUUAACCCAGAAAGCAACUGUUCGUCAAGAUGGCUUCACCCUCACUCUAGCAGCUGACCAUUCAGCCACUGGCAAGUUUAAUGAUGAUGAUGGCAACCACAAGAGCAACUUGAAAAUGUCCCUCUCUCCAAGCACUUUCACUCUAACUUGCUCUGGUGAUACAGACUCUACCAUCUUAAAGAUGAAACAGCAUAUUACUGCUGAAUCUGGCACCUUCUCAUACAUCAAGUUUAAUGUCCGCAAUGAGGCAGAGUCAUCAGUCAUUAAGAACAGUACUUUUGUGGCAUCUGGACAAGGCAACCUUUAUGAUUUGAAGGUUGAGCUGAAAGCAACCCAUCACACAGAACUGUCUGGUACGGUCACUGGAGUCCUGUCCAAUGAACUCAACCUUGUAGCCCGUCCUGUUGAAUUUCUCUUUGAAUUCCAAAACAAAGGAAAUGCCAAGGUCAACAUUUUUAACGAGCUGUCUGCUAAGAUAGAUCUGCAGAAUGAUUACUCAGCCAUCUUCAAACCCGACAGCCAACAGUUAAACACCUUAGCUCUGGCCCGUCUUAAUCAGUACAAAAUGUUCUACAACUUCACUGUUGACAAUAAUGAAAAUGAGGCUGGCAUCUUUGUUGACAUGGAAAGUGAGGCCAAUCUUGACUUCCUUACAUUCCCCAUCAGCAUUCCUGAGAUUGACCUGCCUUUUGUUGAUAUCCGUACUCCAGCUAUCAGUGACCUGAACUUGUAUGAGCAGACUGGACUGAAUAACAUUUUGACGACCACUGAGCAGACUGUGGAUGUGGAUGCCAAGGUUGUUUACCAGAAAAGCCAGGCUGGCCCUGUUGUUGAUAUGAUGGGUCUGAUCCAGAUUCCCUCUGUGGGUAAUCUGAUCACAGAGCUAUCUUUCAAAUCUGCCAUCAUUAAUCUGAAUGUCAAUGCUGGACUGUAUGCUGAGGAUGAUCUCGUGUUCCGUCUGGGAGCUUCCACAGCCUCUGUGUUUGAGGGUCUAAAAGCCAAACUUGAUGGCACCACCAGUCUGACCACCAAGAGAGGAAUCAAGUUGGCCAAUUCCCUGUCCCUUGAAAAUCGUCACAUUGAAGGCACUCAUGACAGUACAGUCAGUUUGAGUACUGAGACUUUUGAAAGUGCUGUAUCUGUGGCUACUUUUGCAAAGAUUGCCUUGCCUAUUCUCAACCUGGAGGCAAACCAAAAUCUGGUUGCAGACACCAAAAGCAAACUAAACGCUGUCUCCACCCUGAAGAUGACAGGGGAUAUCAACAUCCCCGUGAUCAAGGCUGUUGGAAAGGCUGAGACAGACCAAAGUCUGAAGCUGGAGGGAACCCUUGACUAUGUUUCCUUGGAGUCAUCUACAAAGGCAAACAUGGAUGGAACAGUGCUUGAUGACUAUCUAGUUUUGGGAGUCCUGGAUAACGACGUUAAUCUGUAUCUGAACAAUAAUGGCCUACGCUCCACCUCCAAAAUGAUUGCUGAUGCCAAGGUUAACCACGGCACCACCAAAAUCAUUGGCCUGGAUGUAAAUGAGAAUCUUGCUGUUGAAGCCUCCCUGAGCCGUGUGUAUGCAGUGCUGAAGUAUACUAGCAACAACGAAGCAAACUUCUUUAAUUUCAACACCAAUGGGAAGCACAUUGCCCAGGCUGCAAUUGAUAUUGCACCAACCUUUUCCUUUACUGCUGAUGUUGAAAUAGAUAUAUCUCAGCCAAGCAGCCUGGGUGACUUCACCAUCUAUAAGAAAGCUGCUGCUGAAGUGACAGCUGCCAAGCAGAAGUUCUCUAACAAUGUAAAGUUUGUCAGCCCACUGUACACCACAAACCUGGCAGCUGAAGCAGAGGGCAUUGCUCCUGUCUUCACAUUCACCUCAAAGUCCUCUGCCACCUCUGUCAUUGUGCUCUUGGAAUAUGACAUGGAUGCUUCUUUUACUGCAAACUUUGAGAAUGAAGCUGUGAACAUGAUUACCAAGGUUGACCUAACACAUGCUGACCUGAGCUUGGAUGUCAACCAUGUCAUUACCCAAGCCCUGAGGAGAAAGCGCCAGGCUGAUGACAGUGCCUCUCGCCACACCUUGAAUGUGGACAUCACCAGUCCUACAUUCACUGAUGUGAACCUUCGUUAUGCUGCUCGCAGAGAUGCUAUCAGUGCCUCAGUGUCUACCCCCUCCAGUGGCUUCCUGGGCCUUCAGUUCAGUGGCAAAGUCCCAUCUCAGAUGAUUGCAAGGGUCUAUGGUCGUUAUCCUUCUGCCCCAGAGGUUGAUGUUGACAUCUUGGUCAUCAGAUCAUCUUCUAAGGAUGCUGAUAAGAUGAACCUGCAGAUUGCCUACAACAUGGAGGCACCCAAAGAAAUGCUCUAUGAACUCAAGACAAGACUCCCUUCUAUCAUCUCUACAGUCACAAUGUUUGCUGACAAGUACCAGAUCACAAGGAACAUGGAAGAGUUGAAAAACACUUUUGUUAACCGCAUCAGUGAGGCCUAUGAUGCUGCAAUCAACUAUGACGCUCGACUGACCGAGCUGUCAAUCUUCUUCAGGAACAUCAUUGUCCAGUACCAGAAAACUGUCCAGGUCUUUCUGGAUGCUGUCAUCAAGGGCUUGAGGGAGACCCAGUUCAAACUGCCAAACUCUGAUGAGAUGACCACUCUCCCUGAGGUCCUAAAGAAGCUGACCAGCAGCAUUGCUGCUGUGCUAGAGAUGACCCUCCAGAGAAUCUAUGAAAACACAGAGGUCUACUAUAACUCCUUUCUUGAGAACAUCAACAGUGUAAAAUUAAAUAUGCCAGUCGGCGAUGCAAUCACAGUAGGCCAGAUUUUGGAUCAGGUCAAAACAGCUUUCAAGAAAAUCUUUGAUGAACUGGUGGACUUUGUGAAAAAUAUGGAGAGUCUUGACACAAUGCUGGUGAAAAUGGGUGAGACCCUUAAGGCUGUUGUUGAGAAAUCACAGGAGUUUGUUGAUUCUGUCAAUUCUGACUAUUUAGAUGCAGUGUUCAUCAACAUCAAUGAGCUCUAUCGUAAAUUAAUCACAGUCACAAAGAACGUUGUUGAACAGAUCUCUGCCCUAAAUAUGGAGCAGCUCAGCAAUGCAUAUGAAUUCAUUAUAGACAUGUUCAUUCAAAUAGUUCACCAGUUCAAUAUCACUGUUCAUGGUUUGCUGCAGCAAGCUUCAGAGGAGGCUCAAGCCUACAUGAAAGUUAGUGAUGGAAGGCUUGAGAUUGACCUUCCAUUUCCCUUCCAACAGUGAGGAACCCUCAAACUGUGGCAAGUAUGGACAAUUAGCUCUUUAACCAUAUUUAUAAUAAUGAGUUUAACAAAAACACCUGUAACAUUUUAAUUUGGAUGGUGUAUUGUGUACAAAGAUUGAAAAUGUAAAGUUUUACUGAAACUCUCCUUCCUCAAAAGAGUGAAAGAUGUCAAUAAAAUACAUUUUAUUGAAAUCUGUAAA